AUGGAUUCGGCCCUCGAAUCCCUGCAGAAUACCGAUCUAGCGGAGGAAAUUGAAGCCAUCAAUGCCAUCUACGAACCGGACACCCUUACCAUCACUAACACCUCUGCCUCGACCGGCCCCUCAACUCUCGACCUCGGCGGCUCCGGCUCUUCAGACUCUUCUCCUCCCUCAACAACAAUAAAGCUCCAACUCCCAGAACACCCUCACUUGUCCUUCCUCCUCGGAUUCAACUCAACAUAUCCCGACACCCCGCCCAAAAUCCUAGGAACAGCAUCCACAGCCUCACGAGGAGAGGGCAAGCUCGCCGUCGAUGUACUAGAGGACAUUCUCAGCCGCACAUACCAACCGGGCGCGGUAUGUCUAUUUGACCUGAUCAAUGAAGCCGUCCAGGCAUUCACGGAGCUCAAUAUCGGCGGCAGCGCUACAACAACCACCACUAACAACAAUGACACGACUUCCCACACCCAACCUGCAUCCGAAGAACUCAACACCGAAAACGACAGCCAUCAACCGCUAACCACAAGAUCCACAACCCCCGACCAUCACACAUUCAACCUCACUAGCCCACCGCCAUGGAUCCUUUCCGAAGUCAUCACGGAAAAGAAAUCCGUCUUCGUCGGGCGCGCAGCCCACGUCACGAGUCUGGACCAGGCAAAGGCGUUCCUGGAUCAUCUGCUCGCGACGGAGAAAAAGGUCGCGUCCGCGACGCAUAAUAUCAGUGCAUGGAGGAUUCGCGAGGUGAAAUCAUCUACUUCUACUGCUGGCGGUAGUAAGAAUGGAGAAGCUACAGAGAUGAUUGUGCAGGAUUGUGAUGAUGAUGGGGAGACGGCUGCUGGAGGUCGACUACUGCAUUUGAUGCAGUUGAUGGAUGUUUGGGAUGUGGUGGUUGUGGUGACGAGAUGGUAUGGCGGUGUGUUGCUGGGGCCGGAUCGGUUUCGCAUUAUCAAUGCGGCGGGGAGGGAUGCGCUGGUCAAGGGGGGUUUUGUUAAAGAGAAGACGUCUGGGGAGAAGGGGAAGAAGAAGGGAAAGAAAUGA
Aspergillus welwitschiae is the source of this 1035-nucleotide messenger RNA. Its product is annotated as IMPACT family protein. The transcript has a single exon. The record is from RefSeq and is a predicted model, not a curated record. The coding region runs from base 1 to 1035 and encodes 344 amino acids. Gene Ontology annotation, cellular component: cytoplasm. Gene Ontology annotation, biological process: regulation of translational initiation. Gene Ontology annotation, molecular function: protein binding. Lineage: Eukaryota; Fungi; Ascomycota; Eurotiomycetes; Eurotiales; Aspergillaceae.